AUGCAUAAAUCGUCGCCGUCUUAUCGUAUAAGCCGUCGUCGUAGUAAAGACGGCAGUUCGAGUCGUCGAAGAAGAAAUCGUAGCUCGAGCAGUCGUCGCAGUCGGGAUCGCAGUUCGAGCCGGGAUCACCGCAUGCGGGAUCGCAGCUCGAGCUAUGGUGGUGAUAAUGACGAUGAUGAUCGGAGUCCUCGGCAUAGCAAAAGCAAAAAUUUUAAUUUUAGACCAAAAAUGAAGUCGAAAGAAGCAAUUAAAGGAAUCAGAGCCGCAAAGUCAAAAAUGCGUUCUGAAUUAGAUUCAGCAAAAUCGGAAUUGUUGGAUCUCAAAGAAAUUGCUAAAAGCAAUAUUAAAUAUGAUUUGCCAAUAACAAUAACGAGACAACGAGAAAUCGAAUUGAUUGAAGAUGACAAUUUUCGUUCAUCGAAUUUUAUCUCAUCAGCAGGUGGAGCUGGAGGGCGUAUUAAGAAUGAGGAUUGCGAUGGCCAUGGAACUGCCAUAGGAAAAAAAGAAGAUGCUCAUGAUAAAGCAAUGUUUGGUCCAAAAUGGCGCGAUUCUAUAGCUUUAAAGGAAAGAUCCAAAGAGGAUGAAGAAAUCAUGGAAUAUUCAAAACCCAAGGAAAUAAGGUUGGAGCAUCCAAGAUUCUCAUUAGAUCCAGCUGAGCGUCGAGAGAAAUGGUUAAAAAUUCUUCGAGAAUUAAGAGCGAAUUUGGCGCGGUAA
Molecule: messenger RNA, 714 nt
Organism: Dracunculus medinensis (Guinea worm)
Lineage: Eukaryota; Metazoa; Nematoda; Chromadorea; Rhabditida; Dracunculidae
Source: the annotation of a GenBank genome assembly